Messenger RNA from Chrysochloris asiatica (Cape golden mole), 4020 nucleotides. RefSeq names its product fibronectin leucine rich transmembrane protein 3 (gene FLRT3). Gene Ontology annotation, molecular function: protein binding. Lineage: Eukaryota; Metazoa; Chordata; Mammalia; Afrosoricida; Chrysochloridae. The record is from RefSeq and is a predicted model, not a curated record. Bases 511 to 2460 code for a protein of 649 amino acids. The transcript has 3 exons.
CUUCUUCAACCACUGCGAGGUGAAGCUUUAACUUCAGAAUUGGAGGUGGGCUGUGUGCAGUAAACUGGAAUGCUCUCUCGCUCUCACUUCUCAGUGUAGGAGUCAUCCGAAGCAGGACAAGCUCAGCCUGCAGCUGCUGUUGGCUUUGUGUGGACUGGAUGCGGAGCUUGGGAGAGGGGGGAGGGCUUUUACUUCAGAUCCCAGUCAGUGGAAUUACAGCUAUAGCGGCAGUAUAUAUAGGAUUGCUAUUUCUCGUCUUCCUGGAGAUUCUCAAACUCUGUCCAUAUAAAAGAAGAGAACUAUUAAGGAAAUCUAGUAUGCUUUUUUUCAUGAAGAAUAUCUGAACUGAAUUGUCUUUACCUGUUAAAAAGAAUACCUGUUCUUGCAUAACGUGACUGCACUAAGAAUUCUAAGAAAGCAGCAAGAAGCAAAAGCUGGAAAUAGCUAUUUCACAACAGAGGUCUGAAGUAACAGAAGCUACCUUAUAUAAAGAACUCAACACUGCUGACCAUGAUCAGUCCAGCCUGGAGCAUUUUCCUCAUGGGGACUAAAAUUGGGCUGUUCCUUCAGAUGGCACCUCUGUCAGUCAUGGCUAAAUCAUGUCCGUCUGUGUGUCGCUGUGAUGCAGGUUUCAUAUACUGCAAUGAUCGCUUUCUGACAUCCAUCCCAACUGGAAUACCAGAGGAUGCUACAACUCUCUACCUUCAGAACAACCAAAUAAAUAAUGCUGGGAUUCCCUCAGAUUUGAAAAACUUGCAGAAAGUAGAAAGAAUAUACCUAUACCACAACAGUUUAGAUGAAUUUCCUACCAAUCUUCCAAAGUACGUAAAAGAAUUACAUUUGCAAGAAAAUAACAUAAGGACUAUCACUUAUGAUUCACUUUCAAAAAUUCCAUACCUGGAAGAAUUGCAUUUAGAUGAUAACUCUGUCUCUGCAGUUAGUAUUGAAGAGGGGGCAUUCCGAAACAGCAACUAUCUUCGGCUACUUUUCCUGUCCCGGAACCACCUCAGCACAAUCCCCUGGGGUUUACCCAGGACUAUAGAAGAGCUACGCUUGGAUGAUAAUCGUAUAUCCACUAUCUCAUCCCCAUCUCUUCAAGGUCUUACUAGCCUAAAACGCUUGGUUUUAGAUGGAAACUUGUUAAACAACCAUGGAUUAGGUGACAGAGUUUUCUUCAACCUUGUCAACUUAACAGAAUUGUCACUAGUGCGAAAUUCCCUGACUGCUGCACCAGUAAACCUUCCAGGCACAAACCUGAGGAAGCUUUAUCUUCAAGAUAAUCACAUCAAUCGGGUGCCCCCGAAGGCGUUUUCUUAUCUAAGACAGCUGUAUCGACUUGAUAUGUCCAAUAAUAACCUAAGUAAUUUACCUCAGGGCAUCUUUGAUGAUUUGGACAAUAUAACCCAACUGAUUCUUCGCAACAAUCCCUGGUAUUGUGGGUGCAAAAUGAAAUGGGUACGUGACUGGUUACAAUCACUACCUGUGAAGGUCAACGUGCGUGGGCUCAUGUGCCAAGCCCCAGAAAAAGUCCGGGGGAUGGCUAUCAAGGACCUUAAUGCGGAACUCUUUGAUUGCAAGGACAGUGGGGCUGUAAGCACCAUUCAAAUAAUCACGGUAAUACCCAACACAGGUUAUCCUGCUCAAGGACAGUGGCCGGCACCAGUGACCAAACAGCCAGAUGUUAAGAACCCCAAGCUCACUAAGGAUCAGCGAACCACAGGGAGUCCAGCAAGAAAAACAAUUACAAUUACUGUGAAAUCUGUCACCUCUGAGACAGUUCAUAUCUCUUGGAAACUUGUCCUACCCAUGACUGCUUUAAGACUCAGUUGGCUCAAACUGGGUCACAGUCCAGCAUUUGGAUCUAUAACAGAGACAAUAGUAACAGGGGAUCGCAGUGAAUACUUGAUCACAGCCCUGGAGCCUGAUUCACCCUAUCGAGUAUGCAUGGUUCCCAUGGAAACCAGUAAUCUCUAUCUAUUUGAUGAAACUCCUGUUUGUAUUGAGACCGAAACUGCUCCCCUUCGAAUGUAUAACCCUACGACCACCCUCAAUCGAGAACAAGAGAAAGAACCUUACAAAAACCCCAAUUUACCUUUGGCUGCCAUCAUUGGUGGGGCAGUGGCUCUGGUGACCAUUGCCUUACUUGCUUUAGUGUGCUGGUAUGUUCAUAGGAAUGGAUCACUUUUCUCAAGGAACUGUGCAUACAGUAAAGGGAGAAGGAGAAAAGAUGACUAUGCGGAAGCCGGCACUAAGAAAGACAACUCUAUCCUGGAAAUCAGGGAGACUUCAUUUCAGAUGCUACCAAUAAGCAAUGAACCAAUCUCAAAGGAGGAGUUUGUAAUACACACCAUAUUUCCUCCUAAUGGAAUGAACCUCUACAAAAACAAUCACAGUGAAAGCAGUAGUAACCGAAGCUACAGAGACAGUGGUAUUCCAGAUUCAGACCACUCACACUCAUGAUGCUGAAGACUCACAGCAGACUGUGUUUUAGUUUUUAUAAACCUGAGGGAGGUGAUGGUAAGAUCCCUGCAAACACUGCAAAACACUGGUAAAAGAGACUGAAAAAAAGCAAUGUACUGUACAUUUGCCAUCUAAUUUAUAUUUAAGAACUUUUUAUUAAAAGUUUCAAAUUUCAGGUUACUGCUGCGAUUGUAGUAGUGGAGAGGCCUGAAAACAAUUCUAUAUUUUAGUAUUUUUUAGUAAUUUGUACUGUAUUUUCCUUGCAAAUAUUGAAGUUACAAACUAUUUACUUUUGUGUUCUACUGAGUAAGAUGACUUGUUGACUGUGAAAGUGAAUUUUCUUGCUGUGUUGAACAAUCAGGACUGCAUUCACUGAGAUCCUUGUAGUAUAAGCACAGGCCAUUUUUCACUUUGGUAUUAAUGAAAUGUAAAAACACAAAACAAUAAAACAGCUGAAUGAGAAAAAUUGAAUUUCAAAGUUAUGAAAUAAUGAUAAAAUUGUAUUAUCCCAAUGGUAUUCAAGAAAUCAAACUCUGUGAAGUAAUGGGCAAUCGCUAACUUGCGGCCUAUCUCUUUUUGCUCUAGGCAAAUUAAAUAUCUUUAAAAAGUAAGCAUAGCUUCUGAGCUGACUAUAUACCAGCUGGCAUAAAAGAAUGUGAAGUCUGUUAGGACCCUUGUUAACAAAGCUCUGAGAAUAACGGACUUCACAAAAACAAUAAUUUAAGUGUGCUUCCAAGUUCAACAGAAAAAAUGUAUACUUAGGAAAACUAAACACCUUGACUUGCAUAGUGUAAUGAACACAAAUACCAGAAAUGCAUUUGGGUUUUACUGUUACCGUCUGAGUUUUAAAAAAUGCGUCCUAAAUACAUCAUCACUAGUGUAUACAAUGAUUUUUUUCAUAGAGGAUAUCAAAAAGGAGAGUUAUACAUAUUAAAAAGGUUGUGUAACCAUGAACAAUUUUCUUGAACAUCCAGAGAAACUUGUACUUGAAAUAGGUGAGAAUUAAAAAAAAAAAAAAAAAUACUAGCAAUCAAAUGUAGAUCUGGUAUAUGUGAAAUGUUUCCACAUUGUACAUAAAUUUUCUAUUUAUUUUCACAUGAUCAAGAAUACAGCCCAUUACUGUCACAGGUUCCCAAAUAAUACAUAAUGAACUUGAAAUGUAACAUUUCUUUCAGGCUUCCAACUGAAUUGUGAGCUAUUAAUUGUUUAAAAACCACAUCACUUUUCUGUUGCCAUAAUAUAUAUAUAUAUUUUUUUCCAACAAAAAACCAAAGUGCAUUGUACGCCCUUUGGCCAGUCUUGUAUGUGCCUUGAUCCAAUGCUACAUGUAUUCAGCUUUUAAAACUCGAUAAAUUUUUCAUACUUCCUUAACUAUGAAAAAUUAUGGUCUUAUUGCUGAAUAAAACUUCAAAAAAAAAAAAAAAAGUACAGAAAAAUUGUGCUUGCUUUUUCGGGAUUAUGUUACUAUCACUAAAGUAGCAAACUUCCCAGCACAUUAGUCCUAAACACCCCAUGUAUUUUUCUAGGCAUAAAAAUAAAAGUUGGAUACAAAUAAAAAAU